Schistocerca cancellata (South American locust) is the source of this 6454-nucleotide messenger RNA. RefSeq names its product molybdenum cofactor biosynthesis protein 1 (gene Mocs1). Gene Ontology annotation, molecular function: cyclic pyranopterin monophosphate synthase activity; GTP 3',8'-cyclase activity; 4 iron, 4 sulfur cluster binding. The transcript has 8 exons. The record is from RefSeq and is a predicted model, not a curated record. The coding region runs from base 480 to 2315 and encodes 611 amino acids. NCBI's taxonomy places the organism in Eukaryota, Metazoa, Arthropoda, Insecta, Orthoptera, Acrididae. Gene Ontology annotation, biological process: Mo-molybdopterin cofactor biosynthetic process.
UUUACUUGUGUAUCAGCUGACUUGGUGCUUUCAAAGGCCAAGUUUACAUAAAGAGGGAGAGGAGAUGAUAAGGCAGAGGACGAAAAGGGGGAACGACAAGCGCCGCAGAGAGAGUCUGCGUGCGACCAUGAAAAGCCUGGGAAGAAUAGAGACUAAUUGGGAGAGCGACGCUGUUGCAUAUGCACAACACGUCUGCUAUUACUGCACAACUCGAAUAACAGACCCACCGACUUCCCACGCGCCGUGAGAAAACAUUGCUUUACGUGUCGUCUAUCGUGUGUCUCGUGUACGACUACCUACUGACGCUCUCAAAGUUUAAUCCUUUCUAAUCGUCGAGAUUAAAUUGGUGUUUUUCUUCGUCUGCAGUCCAAGAUAAAUGUACUCCUUUGUAUGAGUGUAUUCAUGUAAGUGAUCUCCCGACUUCUGUUCAGAAAACUCGCUGCCUGUUACGAAACAGACGCAUAGAAGAAUUUCCUGUGAUGUUACUGCGUAUGCUGAAGCGCACAACAUGCGUGUCCAGGAGUCUGUUUACAGAUGCCAACAACUCGCAGAUUUCUGCUGUCGGUGCCUUAGUGAAAGAGAAAGCGAGCGUUGAGGAACAAAACAUACUGACAGAUACUUUUGGGCGAUAUCACACAUAUUUACGGAUAUCACUGACAGAAAGAUGCAAUUUGAGAUGUCAGUAUUGUAUGCCGGAGGAAGGUGUCACUUUAACAAAGAAAGAAAAGCUGCUGACUACGGAUGAGAUCGUCUACCUGGCUGAACUCUUCGUUAAACAAGGAGUUAGGAAAAUAAGACUGACUGGUGGUGAACCUACUGUCCGGAGGGACAUUGUAGACAUUGUCAGUGCCUUGAAGAAAAUAAAAGAUCUCGAAAGUGUCUUAAUGACAACCAAUGGCCUCAUGUUGACAAGACAGCUGGUUGCCUUGCAGAGGGCAGGGCUUGACGGUCUGAACAUUAGCUUAGACACCCUGCAGUCCCAACGCUACAACCAGAUCACGAGGAGGAAAGGCUGGGAGCGUGUCAUGGCUGGCAUAGAUCUAGCCUUGCAACUUGAAUACGACCCUGUGAAGAUAAAUUGUGUUGUAAUGCGAGGUUUUAAUGAAGAUGAAGUGUGCAGUUUUGUGGAGUUAACAAAAGAGAAAAAUGUUGAUGUAAGAUUUAUCGAGUACAUGCCUUUCAGUGGCAACAAAUGGAAUGAUGGGAAGAUGGUCUCAUUUAGUGAAAUGCUCCAAAUAAUUAGAAAGCAGUGGCCUGAUUUUGCACCUCUUCCCAAUGGGCCCAAUGAUACCUCAAAGGCAUACCAUGUCCCGGGCUUCAAGGGACGUGUGGGAUUUAUUACCUCAAUGAGUGAACACUUCUGUGGCACGUGCAACCGUUUACGGAUAACAGCUGAUGGCAAUUUGAAGGUGUGUCUCUUUGGGAAUUCAGAGAUAUCUCUCAGAGAUGCAAUACGAAGCAAAUGCAGUGAGGAUGACUUACUUGCCAUGAUUGGAGCAGCAGUGAGAAGAAAGAAGAAACAACAUGCAGGUGGCACUGACCUUGAUGGCUGCAGUGAUGUCGUGAAGGCACAAAGUCGGAAGUUGUUAAACCUUCAGAAACAAGAUUUUCAAAAGUACUUCUUCUCAGAUACCAAUAUUCCGCCCCUGUUUGUGUCGGAUACACAGAUGUCUCAGUUGUUAUCACAUAAUUUGAGUGUAGUGACUGAAUCUAGAAAACAGUUUCUUUUGCUUCCCUGUACCUCAAUCAUUAUGUGCAAUGCAGGACUCCUAACAAGACAAACGCACAGAGCACAGCCCUCUGUCUUCUCUUGUCGUUUCUGCAGUUCGGGAGCACAGUCUGGAAGUCUGACUCAUGUCGACCGGACCGGCAGGGCGAAAAUGGUCGACGUGGGUUCGAAGCCGGUGACAGAACGGACUGCUACAGCACGAGCAAAGGUUUUUGUGGGACCCGAACUGAUGAAACUCGUACGAGAAAAUGGCCUGAAGAAAGGUGACGUACUUAGCGUUGCUCGCCUGGCAGGAAUUGUGGGGGCCAAGCAGACGUCCAGCCUUAUCCCUCUGUGUCAUAACAUAUCUUUAUCCUCUGUGGCUGUGGACAUUGAACUGGACUCUGCUCUCAAUUGUGUGAUUAUAACUGGCACAGCAAAGUGUAGAGGGCAGACGGGCGUGGAGAUGGAAGCUCUCACUGCUGUAUCGGUGUCUGCCUUAACAGUGUACGAUAUGUGCAAAGCUGUGAGUCAUGACAUUGUGAUAUCUGAAAUAAUGCUUCUGGCCAAAAGUGGGGGAACUAGAGGAGACUUCCACCGGACAUGAGCAUCAGUGUGGGUCAAUGAAAUAAGUUAAGUAUACCUGGUGUGAUGUAGGCAAAUUUCAAAGUCUGUUCGUAGUUUUCAUAAAUUAUAUACACAUCGAAUUGGCCUGAAUAUAAGUUGCACCUUUAAUUUCGAAAAAGAGAGAAACUUAAUUAAAAAUAAUGUGUCAAGUUACCCAUUUACAAAAGCUUUUCAAAAUGUGAUUACCCUUAACCACUUUUUUUGUAGUACACUGUAGAUAAAUUACACAUAAAAACAAAGCUUUCAGUUGCAGUUUUCAUGUAAGACACUGUUAACUUCACUAACAGUCAUUGUUUUGUCACUGUCAGUAUUUUUGUCACUCUCCUCCCAAAGUACAGUGCCGUCGCUACAAUCCCGGGCAUUGCAUGUAGAGCAUUUCUUGAACCGUACCUUUAAAAAGCACAUCUGUUAGAUGAAUAACUGUUGAAAUUUGCAACGUAACUGUACCGAAUUCCAAAAUUUUCUCUCAAUGUUGUGCUUCAUUGGUGAAGAAUAAAUUAUAUUCUUUAGUUAGAGAAAAACUGUGCCUGUCCCAUUGUCUAAAAUAGUGAAACUGUGAGAAUGGUAAUACAGAGGGGUGCAGAAAAAUGUAGACUCUCUUUGAUAGUCAAUAUUGAUGGAACAAAAUGGCAGAGUGUCAAAAUUCUUGCAUGGGAGGAAGAUCAUUUUGUGUGUUCAAAGUGACACCUGUUAGCAGCCAAGCAACAUCAAUGCUGCUGAAUUGUUGACUGAAGUACAGCUGUCAGUGUUGCCGGUGUGGUAGCUGCACAGGAUGUCUUGAUGGUUUCUCAUAUCUCAUGGGUUCUGUUGGUAAACUUUGUUUGUAGAGGUCCCCCAUUGGUAGAAGUAGAGAAUUGUAAGCUCCCGUGACCUAGGUGGGCACUUGACAGCUCCUCUUCGACUUAUCCAUUGUCCAGGUAGAUUUUCAUCUAAGUAGAGUCUGAUAUCUCUGUGGUGGUGAGGCGGAGUACAGUCUUGUAGGUAAAAAUCUUUUAUUUUCAAACACCUCUUUGAUGGCUAAUAAAAUCAAUGUUUGCAGCAUAUGAUACACCUCACCAGUUAUGUACCUUCAAAGAAGAAUGGGUCAGAGAAACAAUACUAUGACGGACCACACCACACAUUAACACAAAGUGAAGUAACAUGUUUGUCCAUGUGAACAUGAGGAUUUUCAGCAGCCCGGUACACGCAGCUAUGACAGUUUACAUUACCAUUCAGGUUGAAUUGCGCCUCAUUAGGCCAGAUAACCUUCCCUGCAAACCAUUAUCCUCGUGAAGCCUGGCUUCAGACCACUCGUAGCGCUCCAUCCUUCGAUUCAGGUUGUCCUCAUUCAUAGUGUGAAACAAUCUUGGAAUGUACACUUUCCACUUUGCAGUCUUCAGAAUUUAUCAUGCACUUGAUCGGCUUACCCCACUUCCCCAUACACCCUGCUUCAUAGAUUUUUGAGAUGAUCUAGAAAAAUGUUGCAAUACAGCAGUGCUGGAACCUGGAGGUUGAUGUUCUUGUUCGGCGGACCUUUCUUUGUGCACAUUUUAAACAGUAUUGUCGGCUUAAAAUUUAUCCCAAAUACAAUAAAUUGUUGUAUAUGUUGGUGGCUGAGAUCCGUACACAUUAUGCCAUUGCCAUUGUACCUCCAUCGUGUUUUCGUACUAACAGUACCACUUCAGUACAGCCUUGCAUUGCUCAAACAAUAGUUGUACUUCAUUCAGUGCUGCGUUGUCAUCUGCUGGAAACCCACAUGACGAGAUCUGUUGGGAAAACAGUGGUUUAUGCUACCACUCAAAAUUGCAGCCAUAUAACACUUUGUUCCAAAGGUAAUAACUAUCAGAGAAUGUCUACAUUUUUCUGGAUCCCUCUGUAGUCACUACCUAAAUGGGAUAUCAACAAAGAGAAUGUUUGCAUUGCUACCUCAUACACAACAAUUGAUUUACAAACUGUAGUGAUAUUUUUGUUUCAUUUCAAACUUAAGAAGAAGCACUACAGUUUAGGUUUCUAUGAUUCAUAAAAGUCCCAGUUUUUAUGGGGUGUGCUGUAUACUCUAAUUUUUUUGGACAUUUUUUGUAGAAAUGGUGUAGCUUAUAUUCAGGCCAGUAUGGUACCUGUUUCCAUCCUGUUUUAAGUCUUAAUUCAAAAUAUUUAUCUUUCUUUUUCCAAUACCUGAUCAAUUUGAGAGAGAUAUUUAAAACAAAAAAUAAGCACUAGCAAGUACGUUAAUUUGCUAUUGUUAAAACUUUUUCUCGUGCAUGUUCUCUACAAUUUUGAUAUGACACCACCUCCACUCUUAUCUUGUUGCCAGUAAAAAGUGAGUAAGUAGGUCAUUAAACUCUCUCUCUCUCUGUGCCCUCCCCCAGCUGUGUGGUAGUGUCCUCUGUGUUGCUCUAUUGUUUCAAUUUUUGAUGAUCCUGUGCUGUGAUGUUGAGGUAUAGUGUAUAUCAGCUCUUUUUUCCUAGGAUCAGGUUGUCAUUGCUGUGUUCAUUGAUGUAAAAUGACACUUUUUUAACAGUUCCUAAAAGGUGCACCACUUCAUUGACACUUUUGCUCAGGUGUAGAGCAUAUUGGCCAGACUAAUUUACAUGUUUCAGCUUUAUACUGUAUGGUAUCCUCUUUUUUUAAAGGCCUAUUAUCUUUCUUGUGUGUGACUUGUCCAGAGAUUGAAAAUGUUAUAUUUUGUAAGUUACCAAUCCAGAACAGGUUUCUGUCAAUUUGAUUCUUCAGGUUUUUCCAGAAGUUUGCUGAAAUUCCCAAGUUGUCCUUUGCACAGUCAGUCAUCAUUGUUUUCCUCGCAUAUUUCGGUAACAUUAGUCGUUGCUUUUACAAAGUGCUACUUGAGACUGAUCGUCAGAUGGAGCAGGUCUGUAAUUUGUUCCCUCUGCCUUCCUGCUUCAUCUACAAUCUGCUCUGACAGACACCAUCUUCAGGUAUCCGUGUUGCGUGAUAUUCCGAGUGCAAUCUACACUCACGGGCAUGAUCCUCGUGUGUUAUGUUUUCAGUCCAAGCUGGCUGGUAGAAUUCUGUUUGCGGGCUGUCCCAGUUUGGGGACAAGAUCGGCAGGGCAUGAAAGCCUAAUCUUUCAUCUUUCAGUUAACUCAAAUGUCGAGUGUCACUUUUUUCAUGUACUGCGGUUACAAAUAUAAGAAAAUGAAAAUUUCUCAACAUAGUCAUGUUUCUUUUCAAUAUGUUUCUCAGAUCAGUACACUGCAAUGUAAAUACUUCAUUAAAAGAAUGUAUUUUUGAUUGUUUCUUCAGUCAAAGAUGCAUUGCCUUUUUGGCUUAACAAUCAAUGUUAAAUCAUUGUCCCUCAAAUAAUCCUGCAGGGGUUUGACAACAUGAGACCAUGGCUUUAUGGAGAAUCACCUAGAAUUAGCUGCCGUCUUUUCUGACAUGAUUUUAAAUCAAUGCUAUCAUCACUGUUUCUUUUGCUUAGGGUUUUGAGUCUAGGAAUGAUGCAAACAAUCAGCAGUUUAUUUCUUUCUUUCGUGAUCUUUUUUCUCCUCCCUAGCCCCCUUUCUUCUUUCAUUUGGUAGUCUCGAGCAAAUUGAAUAUUCCUGCUUUUGUUUGUAUUUAUUAAUCUGUUUGUGCCUCUAAUUCUUAAAAGAAUUCAUUAUGACACUAAUACUCUGAAGCAGCAGCAGCAAAUUUGGGGGAAAAGAGCUGCAUUCAUUUAUGCUGUUGUAAAAUGGAGGAAUUGGUUGUAGUUGGAAAAAAAAUCUGCCUUUUACAGCUGCUGAUUUUUGUCAUUUAUUUUAUGUAGCCCACCCAUGAUCUACAAUCAGGUCUUCCUUUUUACGUUGUAUUUUUUAUAAGAAUGUUGAAAUAUAGAUGAUUGUUAUGCAUCUUUGCAGCAGCUAAACUUGAAUAUUGUACUUAAAAAUGUUAUUUGUUGUCUUUUUUAAAUUAAAUUGUUAUGUUUAAGAAGUGAAUUAAAUAAUUGUUAUCUGUGACAUAAUUUUGUAGCAGCUAAAAUUAAAUGCUGGUCUUCAAUAUUUGGGGUAUGAUUGUUGUACUUAGAAAAUGAAUGUGUGCCUUGUGCACUAUGUUGUUACAGUAAUUUGGAGUUUAUUUUGUACAUCAUCUGGUGUAAAUUAUAAGGAAUUUAAUAAAGGUGAAAGUAAUAAUGCUGUU